CCCCUCGCCCCAUUUGCCCUGCUCUACCCGUGCUACUCACUCCCGGUACCGAUGCCACCGCUCUGCCUCGCUUAGCCCCCCUCGCUCCUUAAUGUCUCCAUAUAGCAUUUAUUAUUAGUGUAUCAUUCAGGUAAUAGUCUAGUAUGGUCAAUCCACCUCUUCAAGCUCAACUUCUCACCGGCUGACCCAAAGGAGAGUGUGCGACCUUGUCGGCCACCACAGGAUCAGUCACAGGUACAAGAACGGGCCAGCUUGGCCAGGCCACUGGACCUGAUCUGCAUGAUCACAAAACAAAGCCAAGUGAUCCUGAGCACCACAAGGCAAUCUACCAUGUACCGUAUGGUAUACAGUGAAGCACAGCGAUCAAAUAAGCACAGGGGGAUCAGUGCAUCUUUCUGAGGACAGGAUCACAAAAUCAUAAAUCACAUCCUAACUAAAAACAGAUUACAUACAUAAACACCAAAAUGAAGCUUGCACUGCCUCUUACACUCUCUCUUUCCACUGCUGUUUCCUUGUCCUUUGGAUUCCAGCCAUCAUUGUCUGGUACCAACCGUGGUCCUCGUACAUGGCAAGUUACCAGAAUUGGAGAACCAGCUGAAUUCGAAUCCGAGACCACAAGAAUAACCGAGUACCGGUACUUGCCAGAAGGGCUUCGGGAGGAGCUUCUACCAUUGGAAGGGGUACCAGUAUCUGCGCCUCCAAUUGCUGUUCCCAAGAAGAAGAGCACGAGUCAGAGAUCCGGGAAGGCUGCAUUGCCAAAAUGGGCACAACUUUUGAAUGAACAGCUCGGUCUUUCUCUCUUCACCCACCUUGACUCUACACGGCUUCAUGCAAUUGGGGGAGCAGUCUGGUAUGCAGGUGGCAGUGCAUUGCUCUGGUCCUCUUUGGCCCGUGAGUUCUUCUGGGAUGACUGGUCGACAUUCUCUGACAUGUCAUUGUCCAGCCCCAACGGCAUUGCUCUGUCAGCAGUGCUGUUGGGAACUGUUGUGACCUCUGUGACCACUGCUACCCAGAAGAUGGCUCCAGAAAAGAAACACCCAUUGUAUGCUAUAACUAUGCAGAACUCAAUGCUUUAUGGAGCCGUCCUUGCAGUGAUUGCUGCAGCGCAUCUUUUGGGGGAUGCCAUGCCUUCCAUGGCCAUGCAAGUUACCGACAUCGCACUGGCACUCGCCGGAUUAAAACUUUUGGAAGACCUGAUUGUCUACAAAGCUCCAUGGGAUCCUAUGCCUGUGUUUGAUGAGCUCAAUUUUGAAUACCCACCCCAUUGGAUUCAAAAGGUUGCCCAUGUGAUUUCCCUGUCCUGGGUCGCUGUUACGGUUGCCAAUGCCAGCCACAUCUUUACCGGUGACUUGGUAGGCAAUGACAUGGCCACAACCUUUGCUGUCCAAUUGGCUGUAGCUUCAUCCUUGGGUCCCUCGGGAGAGCCAUUCAUUGGAACCAUCCAAAAAAAGGAACGUUCCAACAAGCAAAAUGGUCCACGAAGGCUUGUUGUAGAUGCUGAGAAUGGUCAGUUCAAAGUCCCCUACUACGUGGAAGCGUUUGAGCUCACGUUCAAUCAACCUGGACCGCAGCUCCUCUGCAUUGCUGCUGCCUUGUUCACCCACCAUGCAGACGUUGUCGAAAAGUUCUUCUACCUUAGCUAGGCAGUUGGUCGCGAAAUCUGACUAUUGUAGCAGCCAUUCAAAGUAAAAGAUAAACAGUUGCGACGUUUAAAGUGAUCCCAUUUGUGCGUAUUUCACCAUUCAUUUCUUUGCAGCCUUGACACUGUGCGGGAAGCGAGUCAAAUCCCCACAAAACAGCAGUGGAGAAGACCGGAUGGUGGAAUCUUCCCAGAAUCGCGUAACCAGCCUCUCGCUGGGUGGGCGUCACUCUGCAUCAAGCUGGGUGGCGUCACUCUGCAUCAAACUUGUUCCCAUGAUAAUUAUGGAUUCAUUGCCAGGUGGGUGCAGUCCUUCGUUGCCGAGCUCAUCCCGAGGAUGGCACCCGAACUGCCGAAUGCGUACUUGACCAGAGCACACAGGGGCUCCUGCACUUCCUCAGGCACUUCACUCCUUACCGGUCUGGUUACACGUCUUGAAUCAGUUUGCGGAGACUCUGAACUGUCCCAACCAGUCCAAUGGUGCCUCCUACGAGCAAGAUAAAGGCCGCAAGAUGGUUGUAGCCAUGUAGUUUGAAAGAAAACAUGGCCGGAAGUACAAAUGCAAUGGCGGUACCGGCUACACAUCCUGUCAGGUCCAACACAUCCGCCAAGGACGGCACCAAGACUGCCAAAAUGGCCGAAGAUGCCCAUAGACACACAGUCAGCAAGACGUGAAGCGGUGGAAUCAAUUGCUUGGGUUCCAACAGCCACCAAGGUUGUUCUGCUCCUCCUGCUGCUGCUGAUUGUUGUGGUAUGGACAGAAUCAGCAAUUCCCGGCAACUCAAAAAGGGCAU
Messenger RNA from Seminavis robusta, 2433 nucleotides. Lineage: Eukaryota; Bacillariophyta; Bacillariophyceae; Naviculales; Naviculaceae. The record is from the annotation of a GenBank genome assembly.